UUACACAAUGCAUUUAAGCUUGUACACUUGCAUGAACACACCUUUAGUUGAUUGAAGAACUAGAACUGAGUACUGCACAAAAAUGGCUCCUAAUUCUUUAGAUCGUUGUAGAUUAGCCCUCCUUUUUGCUAUAUUAAUGGACAUGGCUGGAGUUGUGUCACUACUUGUUGGGAUCUUUGCAGAAUUACAACUAAAUGGCCAAGACUUUGGUGACCUUUUGAUAUAUACCGGUGCAAUCCUUGUCUUCCUGAGUCUCAUUGGUUGGAUUUUCUGGUACACAGGUAACAUUGAAAUCUCCCUAGAGGACCUACAACAAGACUAUACCAUCAAGGAUGGAACCCUUGCUCGAUUAGCACGCAAAAUUUCCCGUCACAUUUCCCACAGAGAAGGAAGUAAGAGAUGGAAGAAUGAGGAAAGACGAAGAACUAACAACCCUGACACACUGCAACUGUCCAGAACGAAAGUACACAAAGAGGAGCUACUAACUGGAGUUCCUGAAUCAUAAAAUGUUCCUUGGAAAAACAAAAAUACUCUUUCAUCAUGCUGUGCACAGGAAAAAAUGGACAGCAACACUUUUUUUUUUUAACUGAAUGAUUUUAUUGUUUUGUGUAUACUUUUUGGAUGUAGUUAUCUUUCAAAGCAGUUUAUGUGUGCAAUUCACAACUACACUUAAUAUUUACAAAGUGAAAAAGAGUCAGACCAGAGAGUUUGUUUGCAGACUACCUUUUAGAAAUUUGUAUUAUCUAAUUUUCUAAUAGUCAAAAGGUUUUGUGUGAAUGAAUAUUUUGUACACUGCCACAAAUGUCUGACUUUCAAUUAUUUUGUUUAAUAGUACUACAGAUAUGAUAAAGGGAGAUUCUCUUAAAAGCUGGUCCUCAAAAUGUAAUGUUAGCCUGAUAAAAAGGUAUUGGUAUAAACCACAAUACUACUUUUUUGGAAUUUUUACACUAUACAA
This is a messenger RNA of Spea bombifrons (plains spadefoot toad), 955 nucleotides long. RefSeq names its product transmembrane protein 238 (gene TMEM238). The transcript has 2 exons. Lineage: Eukaryota; Metazoa; Chordata; Amphibia; Anura; Pelobatidae. Bases 83 to 505 code for a protein of 140 amino acids. The record is from RefSeq and is a predicted model, not a curated record.